Lymnaea stagnalis (great pond snail) is the source of this 4877-nucleotide messenger RNA. The record is from the annotation of a GenBank genome assembly. Lineage: Eukaryota; Metazoa; Mollusca; Gastropoda; Lymnaeidae.
GAUCACUAUUGAUUUGUGGGCAUAGUAAUGUCACGUGACUCUUUUGGAAGGAGCCGGUCCAAACCGGUCGACCGUAGUGGGUUCGGGAUCAUUCGCCGUGUUUGUGAGCUGGGAUCACAUUGAGGUAGGCUUAGAUGUUGACAUUUUAUUUUUAAAAUAAAUCAGUAAAGUGUAUAACAGAAUGUGUUUUGUGUGCUUAAAACUUUAUAUGCACACUAAGCUAGCUGCGAGAAGAUAUACAAUAACGUUUGGAAGAAAAGUAUUGGCUUAUUCGAUUACAUUAAAGAAAAAAUUGCUCAGUAAAUGACAUAGCUAACGUUACUUCUGUUGCCACAUCAACUACACUUUGGUCCAUGUAUGAACAUUUUAGUUUAUGUUAGUUUGAGCAAUUACAUAUAUAAAAUAUAAUAUGGGCUAUGUUCAUUAUUCUGUAUAUAUUUUAUACUUUAUUUGGGGGUUUGCGAGAGGGCCAUGUCCUUAGAAGAGUCCCAAGUCGUCAUUCGUUAAAACGACUGUUGCUACCAAUGCGAGCCAGACGGUCUUCAAAACACUAAAUCCAUAUUGGAAAGAAAUGUUCCCAAGAUUGUGUUAACUAAUCCUAAGAAAUGAAUGGUUAUUGUCUUUCCCAUGACUUUAUUUUUUUUAAGCCUUGAAGGUUUUAUUUAUAAAUAAUGAAGCUGUCACAAAUUUAAGUAAGGGAUUUUGUAUCAUUUCUCCACUAUAAAGAGUUUCAAGAAAUCGCAUUUUAAUAGAUGGAUGCGUUUAUUUUUACGCCUAUUAUUAAAAUAGACACUUUACAUUCUCUUUAAUGUUGACAUUCACCACAGACCGAAUGAUCUGCUGUGACUUUAUUUAAGUAACGUAAAGAUAAUUUAAACUAAUUAAAUUGAUAAUAAUCUUAGUUUUGACGAGGCUUCAAAUUAAUAUAUUUAAAAUAAUUUAUCACGUAAAAGGUGCUAUACAAUGUAUUAAAUGUGUAUGUGUCAAGGAUAUGAAUAUAUGAACCACUUUUGGGAGACAAGUAAUACGAUUAAUAUCCCUUGUAUAAUAUACAGAGUGUUGGGACUUUGGAGGAACUUGCCUAAUCGCAGUUUUGGUUGAAUAAGAGAGUUUUGUUUUGGAAUGGAGAGAAUAAUGGUGGAAUAAACUGAGACUUUUGACAUUGUAUCAAGAUUUGUUGAUAACUUUAAGAAGUACACGUAAAAGAACAUUAUUUGUGUGUGUGUGUCACGGAUGUGAAUCACUUAUGGGAGACAAGUAAUACUAUUAAUAUUCUUUGUAUAAUAUACAGUGUUGGGACUUAGGAGGAACUGACAUAUCGGAGUUUUGGUCGAAUAACUCAGUUUUGUUUUGCAAUGGAGAGAAGAGACCGUUAAGAUUGUAUCAAGAUUUGUUGAUAACUUUAAGAAGUACAACUAAAAGAAGAUUAUGUUGUGUAGACGUUUAAUAGUAGCUGAAAUUCGUGUUAUAUAAUUCCAAGUAUCUUCAGAUUUUGUGAAACGUAUUUAUCAUUGUGAAUGUCGAUAUUAAAAUCAAUCACUGUUUCGACACUAUCGCCUCGGGAAUUAUUUAUAAUGGAAUAUAAUUUGGACAGCAGGAUUAAUUAAUAUCGUGUAGAGCAGCGGUUCUCAACCUGUGGGUCGCGACUCCUUUGGGGGUCGCGAGACCAUUUCCCAGGGGUCGCCUAAGACCAUCUGAAAACACAUAUCCUUACAGCUAUGAAGUAGCAACGAAAAUAAUUGUGUGGCAGGGGGUCGCCACGACACGAUAAACUGUAUUAAAGGGUCGCGGCACUAGAAAGGUUGGGAACCACUGGUGUAGAGCAUAUCAUUUUAAGGUAGUUGUUGCACAAAUAACAUUUGCAGCGCCGCCUCGUGCAGUUUAAUAAGCAAAUAUUUGUUAAAUAAACCAAAACAAUGAAACAACAAAACUCAAACUUACUUCCAAUAUUUUUGACAGGUAGUUGCGGAAAAAAAAAUGUUUGCUUCUCCACUGGAACAAGAAAAAAACGCAUCACAGUUGAAGGUUAAUUAACUUUUGAAAAUUAAUUGUGGUUUACGGAUUCAUCACAACCCCUGAGACCGCCAGGGCAAAAUUUCAUGACAACUUCUUCACGUCUGUUAAUCUUAACUUUUUAAAAAAAAAAGAAUUGUGCAACACUGAGAUGGAUCAUAGGAAAGAAAAAGGGUUUAUUUUUAUCUCCAAGUCUAUAUAUUUCAGUUAAAAAGCAUUAAUACAAAAUAACAGGAAAACGAUUAGAGAAACACUGACAUGGAUGUGCAUCAAGACUGCGCUGUUGGUAUUGCCAAAUGCUUAAAAUCUUUAUGGGAACAACAGGAUUACUUGGAUUAUGAAGUUAAAGUUGAAGAUGAGACGUUCAAAUGUCAUCGGUUGAUUCUGGCAGCUUGUUCGCCCUAUUUUGACGCCCUUUUUAGAUCCGAUUUGAAGGAAACGAGGGACGGAUUCUCAACUUUGAGAACUAUGUCCUCCACAACAUUCCAGCUGAUUCUUACAGCUAUCUACACAGGAAGUGACGUGCUGACGGAUGAGAAUGUGAUUGACGUGUGGAACGCCACUCACUUGCUUCAGAUUGAUUUCAUGAUAAAACAUUGUGAAAAGAGGGUCGUCCAAGGAUUGACUUUAGACAACUUUGAAGAGAUGUACGCGCUUGCUAAGUUGCUGGAUUCAAAGAAUGUUGCAGAUGGAAUUGUUGAGUUUACUAUUCGGCACUUUAAUCAAGUUAAAAACUCUAAUACAUUUUGGCAACUUGCCCCUAAUGAAUUUUUAUCAGUGGUAAAAAGUCAAGAUCUGAUGGCUAGUUCUGAAGAUUGCGUCCUGGAAUCCAUAUUAAAGUGGGUCGAUUACUACAAAGACGAGACGACUACUUUGACAUGUCCAGAAAAAGGUGAAGUAGAGUGUCCAAAUUAUACAUUUCAUGGAGGAAAUUGCAAAGAAAUAAAAAAUCUUGAUCAACAACAACUGGAUAUGCUUGGUGAAGUAUCACGUGAGAACAUAGAAAGCGAAGAUAUUACGGACAUUGCAACAAACAAUGUAAAAUUUUGUGGAACUGGACCUGAGAAGGACAUUCAUGACACAGACACAAUGAAAGAAAACUCUCUAUCAUUAAAGACUCAGAUAUCUAAGGAACAUCGAUGUUCUAGAUUACAAAUGUUGGCCCCGUUACUGAAAUCUGCACGAACUUGCAUCGCGAGUCCUACUUCUCUAGAUAAGGUUUAUAAAGAUGUCUUAGUACAAGCAGACCAUGAGGCUAAAAACAUUAUUUAUGAGGCCGUCAGGUACCAGUUGUCCACGGCUAGAGACGGACAAUGGAUCCAGUGGCCAUCGGCGUCAAUUUACAGGGCGUGUAAUAAUUUUGACCACUUUGGAGUCUUUGUGCGACAAAAUGGAGCCUCAGAGGCGUUGUCUCUGACUAGAAAUAAAUGGUUCAAGUUAGAAAAAAUCCCGUUUCCUGAUGGUGCCAAGUUUGUCAAUAUCAACGUUUUUAAUAAGAAAAUAUAUGCUUUGACUGGAUUUGGCUAUAAUCGUUACGCUACAUAUGAUUUUAAAUCAGAGGUAUUGAUAUUUAGAGAUAAAAAAUGGGAAACGAUUACCCAAGUUGGCCCAUUGCCGAGAUUUUUUCUUAUCAGUCAUGGAGAUUACAUAUACAUCCUCGCCACGGAUGAGUACGGAAUUUAUAGAAUUAAUUUAUCUGACGAAGGUAAAACUUUAUGCCGCUUCACAACAUUUCCCGAUAGGGGCAUCACAUUUACACAUGCCAUGGCCUUUGAAAAAAACAUUAUUGCUUUUUAUAAUGUCUCCAGAAAUUGUGAAUCUGCAACUGGCGUUUAUCGUGUUAAUCUAAAUGACAAACAAUGGGAACAACUUGACAUCUUACCUGGAUCAGCAAAUGGACUAACACAUUUUAAAUAUGACAGUGAUACUUUCAUAUUACAAGGCAAUGGGAAUUUACAUAAAAUUGCUGUGAACACAGAAAGAGAUUUCCUCUUUGAGUUUAUAGAAAGACUUUGGGAAAAUGAGUUUAAUUUACAAGGAGCCUUUAUGUACAGUGACAACCUCAUUGUAUUUGCAGCAGAUUCCAGUAAAGCCGGCACAAGGACAACCUUGCAGAGACGGUUGUUUAAAGAUAAAGAUAUAGUGAUCAACUGGAUUACCGCCGAUGACAUAUCAAAUGUUGUGCCAGUUGUCUUAUCUAAAAACAUCUUUGAAGUUUGAUGACUUUCUCAGUAUUCAUUCUAAGAGUAGGUUGACGUCACCACAAAGAGCAACUCAAAAAAUGCACCCCUUGGUUACUGCAUAAUUAGCUUUGUUUUAUACUUUGUUUUAUAAGAAAAUAUUUCUUGAACGCUUUGUCAUGUUCACUUUGGGAUGUUAUAGAAGUUAAAGUUUUCUUGAGUGUGUAUCAACAUGUUUAUGUAGAUGCAUAAAAUAAAUUUUUUUUAAGGCCAUCAAGAUUAAAGUGAUGGCUGUAUUUUUAAUAAUUGUGAAUUAGUGUUUUAUCCAGGGUAUUGAGUCCAAUGGCAACUCACGAGAUCGUGCACCUGUCAUUUUUUUUUCCUAAGAAAAAAUACAUAUUUAUUUGAGGGAAAAGGUCUGUAGGAGGAGUGGACUUGGGUGUGUUCCCAAACUUUUUUCCCAAGAAGCGGCCCCAUGAUUUUAAAUUUUUAUUUGUGACGCGUUGCAUCUUUAAGCAACGCAUUAAAUAAAAGUAGAAUAGAAUAUGUUUAAGGAUUUUGUAUCUUGAUGAUAUAGUAUGACAAUGACAAUGACUCUUUGAUCACGAGUCUCAUUAUCGACUUUCAUACUAAUGUAGUUUCAAAAAUUACAUAUACAAGUCCCAUUUAGAGAUGUGAAAAUAA